Molecule: messenger RNA, 831 nt
Organism: Fonsecaea multimorphosa CBS 102226
Lineage: Eukaryota; Fungi; Ascomycota; Eurotiomycetes; Chaetothyriales; Herpotrichiellaceae
Exons: 1
Coding region: 1-831 (276 amino acids)
Source: RefSeq, a predicted model, not a curated record
AUGCCUCCCUCGGGUCUCGCUAUUCUUCUCGGCGCCGGCCCCACAACGGGCGCGGGCAUCGCCCGGGUCCUCGCCCGCCCGUCGCAAGGAAACCUUGCCGUCGCCCUGCUGUCGCGCAGCGGUGAUGUCCAGCUCGCGGAGCGCCUGUCACGCGACUCUGACGGCGGGGUGCUGAAGGCGUUCCAGACCGACACAUCGGAACAGAACUUGACCCGGACCUUUGACGAGAUCAAGCGGUGGUCGGAGUCUCUUGGAAAGGGGGAAUUGAAGUUGAAGUUGGCCAUCUGGAGCAUCAAACACUCGCACAAGACGCCCUUCGAGGAGGAAUCCGCCCAACGCUUCGGAGACAGUCUGCAGACCUACGUCACGGGCGCAAUGGUAUUCAGCCAGCUCUGUCUUAAGUGGAUGCUCGCUCAGUAUCCGGCAGAUGUGGACAAGAGCUCAGAAAGUGGUGGGGACGAAAUGAUCAAGAAGGGAACCUUGAUCUUUACGGGUACCUUGGGCGCGUUGAGAACGAAUCCCGGAUACGCCGCGUACGGGGCCGGAAGGGCUGGCGUGAGGAUGCUGGCCCAGAGUCUGGCGAGGGAGUAUUCUGCCAAGGGCGUCCAUGUUGUCCACGCCAUUGCAAACGGCGGCAUCGUCGAUGUCGAUGCGGCUGCUGCUCAGGGCGAGGAGGUCGACGCGGAUGCGAAGGUCAAACAAGAAAAAGUCCUGCUGGGAGAAAAGAUCCGUGCGGAAAGUGUCGGCAGACUGUAUCUCGAGUGUAUGCGCCAGAGCUGCGACUUGUGGGUUCAUGAGUUGGACAUGAGGCCCGCGCGGGAAAAGUUUUGA